AUGAACGAGUCCGUGAGUACCUACGCACACAAACAACACACAAGAGACACACACACGUCUUUGCCGUGCAUUGCCUUGUCCACACGUGCUGGACAGGGGAAACAUUCUGCUGUCCCUUCGCCCAUCGAGCGCCAUCAAGAUGCCUUUCGGCAUACACAUCUCAGGCAAGGUUCGUUCGUACGAGCAUUUAUAUAGCAUUUAAUUGGUGCACGUGUGUGACGUCACCCUGCCCGUGGAUGCAGGCGGGCAAGAUGCUGCAGACGGAGAUAUCUGCACACAACCUUCAGCUGAUUGAUCUGUCCAGAAUAGCUGACGUUACUGACCGCUUUGUGGCCGAAGAGUGCAAAGACAAGACACAAUUCGAUGGUUCCUCGGUUGGCAGGCAUCUCUUUGGCAUCCUGCAAAUCAUGCUUAUGCGCACCCCGGCCGAUGCCAACGCCAUGAGCAUGAUGGCUGUGGUGCUGGAUCCUAGCAAAUCAUGUUUCGUCCACAGUUGCGACGCCCCACCUCUUCUGAUCCGCCAAUGGCUCAACACAGACCAAUAUCUUGAGGCCGCCCCAGGUACGCACACACAUACAACAAACAAAGAUAUCUCAUGUGUUGUCUAACUCUAAGUGCCUGUCUCGGGCAGAGGUACGUGCCCGAGUGGAGGAGUACCUGAAAGGCGUGGCGCAGUUCUUCUCAAGAAGUGGGAAGGACCACCGGGGAUACUACAGCAGACAUCCACAGGAGAGACGCCCGACUUUGGCGGCGGACGACACAAGUGGAAUUCUGGAUUGGAUGAUUUCCACUUGUUCGGUCCUGGGGGAGGAGACAUUCAUGCGGGAGAUGGCCGCUAUUGCACUCAGUGGUGGCAAAACGACAAGGAUGAAAUCGAUUUCAGCUGCCUACAUACCAGAGGGAUGGGAGUGACGAUGGGAGUGAGCGAUGAAUACGAGGCAUGGAUUUCGACGCGUGUUCAUAAGUGCGCGACCGGGACAAGACUCAGCGUCAUUGUACAACUCCAUGCAGACAAAUGCGUCGCUUUGUCAACGGAAUGGGGCGUCAGGG
Vitrella brassicaformis is the source of this 1050-nucleotide messenger RNA. The record is from the annotation of a GenBank genome assembly. Lineage: Eukaryota; Vitrellaceae.